AUGCGUGACCUCCGUCGACGUGCUCUCGAGAGCAACAAGACCGUCUCUCGUAAGGCUCAGAGCCGUGGAGUGUCUACUCCUAACUCGAGGACGACGUCCGCCCACAGUUCUCGCCAGUCCUCGAGAAAUGUUAGUCGACACCCUUCGGACGAUGAGGAUGAUGAUGAUGAUGAUACUCGGAGUGUAGGCACUGCCUGGAGCAACAUUUCGGCUGAAGAGUCCGGCUCAGGGGAGCAAGACGCAGAAGCAAGUCGAGCGCCCUUGCAGGAUGUGAUCGACGAACUCAUCGACCGGAAACGUAGCAGCGUUCAGGGACGAGAGGACUACCUCAACUUGUUUGUCCGGAUGCUGACUGCCCACUACCACGAGGAAGAACUCGGCGAAAAGGUGGACGAGCUGCUCAAGGCGUUCGCGAAAUCCAUCCGAUCGGAACCAAGCGAGAAGGAAACCAUCCUCGCCCUCAAGGCAACGUCUCUCAUGGCCGUAACCAUGAUGGAUGACACCAUCUACCCGUCCAUGAGCUCGGUCGUCAAACGGGCCAUCAUGGACUCGCCUUCUUUCGCCGUCAAGGCUGCCGCUAUACGAACUCUGAGUGCGUGUACGAUCUUUGGUGGGGCAGGUGAUGACAGCAUAAUCGAACAGAUGAACUUCUUGCUGGAGAUAGCCAUGUCUGACGGUGCCUACAUUGAAGCCACCGAUGACUCAGACACGGUCACCGCAGCCCUUGAGGAAUGGGGAUUCCUCGCCUCGCAUAUAGAAGACCUCGAAGUCGAGAGUGAGGAGGCCAUCGAGGCCUUCGCAGACCAACUGGAUAGCAGUGAGACCAGCGUUCAGGUCGCAGCUGGUGAGAACAUCGCACUUCUUUACGAAAAGAGUUACACGCCCAGGGAAGAUGAUGAGUCGGAUGAAGAAGAGAAUUACAACAUCACAGACGACGACCGCUCCUCUUCCCUAUCAGACGAUGAGGAUGAUAACGGCGCCAAAUUAAUCAAGCGCUACGACGCAUACCACAACACACACCGCAUCAUUAGACAAGUCGAGUCCCUCGCCCACAUAUCUGGUCGCCACAUCAACAAGAAGGACAAACGCUCCCUUCACACCAACUUCACAUCCAUCUUAAAUACCGUCAUCAACCCCCGCCGUGGGCCACAGUACAGCAACGCCAUCGACUUUGAAACCAACCACAACUAUGGGAGCCGCAAGACAGUCAAGUUCCAUCGUAACAGCUACAUGCGUGUUGAUAGAUGGUGGAAGUGGAUACGUCUUGCCGCCAUGCGCAGAAUUCUAGGAGGAGGGUUCGUCGAUCACUAUUUCGAAGGGAACAGAGCCAUCCUGGAGACCUUGCCAGUUACCCUAGGCGUAGGCAACUCGGGACCCGUGUCCAGCAAUGGGAAAUCCAAGUCUGGGAAAAAAGGCGCCGGAAGAGUCAAGGGAGCCGAUGUCCUCUCAUCCUCUCAUUGA
Messenger RNA from Microsporum canis CBS 113480, 1461 nucleotides. RefSeq names its product IFRD domain-containing protein. The record is from RefSeq and is a predicted model, not a curated record. NCBI's taxonomy places the organism in Eukaryota, Fungi, Ascomycota, Eurotiomycetes, Onygenales, Arthrodermataceae. The coding region runs from base 1 to 1461 and encodes 486 amino acids. The transcript is spliced from 2 exons.